GCGACGGGAGGCGAGAGCCAAGCUCCUUCCCCGGCGGCUGCCGCUUUCCGGGCGAUAAUGUUCUGCGAACUGAGCGCUCGCUUCGACCCUUCCCGGGACGUGGGACCUUGGCUUUCGGAGCGGGCGGAGGCGGCUGAGCAGCCGGGACGAGACGGCAGCGCAGAUGCUUGGGGAAAUCAUUUGGAAACGCCGCUUAUAAUAAAUGUGGAAAGAAAUGGAAAUGUUCUUUAUACUUGGAAGGGCCCUCAGGAAUACACAAACGUUGGAUUGUAUGAUGAUGAUAAUAAGAAAAACCAGCACCUCUACACUUUUGAAAAAGACCUGCGGGUGAUCAGCUGUUCCAUCAAUUGUGAAAAGACCUUGUUAGCCAUCAGUUUCCUGCAGACAGCACAGGAAAAGAAAAAGUUCCUUUUUGAAACAGUUCCUAAAUGUCUGACCUUGCUAAUUGAAAUUCACCCGCUUAAUAAUGUGAAAGUUUUAAAGGCUGUGGAUAGCUGUAUUAGAGUACAGUUCCUAUAUCCCCUUACAGAUAAAACGUCAUGGUCAGAUAGCUGCCUCUUACUCAUUUCAGAAGAUAAAUAUGCCGAAAAAUUGGACAUCAAAACUGUCAGAGAAGGAAACAGGGUGAUGAUUGAAAAUUCGAGCUGGCUUUCGAAGGAGAGAAUUGCCGAUGAUCUCGUGUGGUCCCAGUGGGACAUGCUAGAACAAAGACUAUUCUACAUUGUCACAAAGGAAGAAGAAAGGGACAUAUUAAAUUGCAUCCAAUUUUAUCCCAAUAAAGACUUUAAACUGAUACUUGAAGUACCUUUAGAGAUCUCCAUGGCUGACAUAAGAUUAAGAUCCGUGAACGUGAAUUACAGCUAUUAUCGAGACCAAGAAACUAUACCCAAACCUUUGGAUGUACAUGUUUUUACCAGUGACACAGGAAGUUUAUGUUUGUGUUAUAGUUUGGCUAGUAUGAAUUCCAAGGAAGUAUCUUACUCUGUGGCUUUUCUACAUAAAGGUUAUAGUAAAACUUAUACCGCCACUUUGGAAGAGAUGAAUUAUCUGCAGAUAAAGGAGCUGGGUUUUUUGGAUCUUGGCUCUUACCUGGCUGUGUACUUACCUGGACAAUUCCUGCAUCUUCUGGACACCCAACAUACUGACCUCACCUGCCACAGUUUCUUUCUGUCAGGCGAAGAUGCAAAAAUUAAUCCACUGAACACUGACACCGUCUUUUCCCCAGCCAAAUCAAGUGUCUUGGAUCGCAGCACGGGAAAAAUAUUUACUGUGGAAAUGAGCCCAAAGGCUUUGCUACAAUUUUUGUGGAAGAGCAAGUCAGAUAACGACCAGUUAGCAGCUUUGCACUGUCUUCUACUACAUGUUGGAAGCACGGAGGAAUUGGAAAACCAGAUCAUCCAGUGGCUUUCCGAUAACGCGUCGAGUUGUUUUGCAUUUGAUCCUAUACAAGAGCUAAUCAUUGCUUCUUUACAUUGGAAAAUGUGCCUGGAAUCCAGCCACCUGGAUAAGCUUUUACCGUACACGUCACUGUCAAACUGGAAUAAGAAGGAUAUUCCUGGAAUUCUGUGUAAAAUGUACAUUAUUUCGUUACCCUCUUUAAAGGUAAGUCUGCAUAAUGACAGUAUGAAGAAGGCAGUGAGAACAUCUUACAUCAAAAGUAUAUUUGAAAACACAAAAAGGGUGCUUUCCAGUCUGCAAAGGUGGGAAACAGAAGACAGAACAGCUCCUCUUUUUCAAGAUGAAGAUUACCAGCAAAGAUUGCUAACAGGAUUGAUGGUGGCACAACUCAAAGAGCAUCUCCUACGACCCCUGCAGUGCGUUGGCAAAAAAAAGAUUGAUCAGAUAGCUGUGGAUUAUGUUUCAAAAUUGCUGGACCUAAUCUGUAGGAUGAUGGAGACUGUUAGGAGGAAAUACAGUCUUAGCUCCUUGUCCUUCUCAUGCAGGCAACCAGAGAAAGCAAAUGAGGUCAUCGUGUUCCAUAUCAUGUGCCGGAUUUUGCAGGCAGCCAGCGGGAUGUGUCUGCCUUUGCCUCCAGGAUUCCACACUCUGCACCUGGAAGUGGGGAUGAGGUGCUUCCCUUUGCACAUGGUCCUGCAGUACAUUGACCAUGGAGUUCUGCAUCUAACAGAAAAGUACAUCCUGAAUCUUUGGAAAGAAUUGGACAACACUGAACAGAACGUGAAGCUGAAGUUAAGUAUCCUUACCAGGCUUCCCCAGGCAAUUGGGUGCAAGGUUUGUCAGCUGUGGAACCAUUCUUUGAGCACACAUGUUAUGGCAAAGAACUACGUUAAAGUCUUGUUUGAGAAACUCGGCAGUAAACAGUACAAUAUUCCAUUUACGGACAGAAUAUCACCCCAAAUUGAGUUUCUCCCUCUUAACUAUUUGGUGACUAUCAUAGUAGAGAUGGAACAUCAAGGAUGGGCAGCUUCUCUGGAAGAGACCAACAUGAACGCAAAAUUGGUUGAAGAGGUGGCACUCAAACACACUACAAUGCUCUUAGGCCUUUAACUUAUUUAAUGACCACGAUGAAAUUACGAAUCCAAUAGCAUCAGAAUUUUGUUCUGCCUUUGACAAUUGAAUUCCAGAGAAGAUAAGGAUACAAAGCUGUAAUAUUAUAUCUGAAAGAGAUAUCACAACUUCUACUACUGGAUGUGAAAUUGUUCUGAAUGCAAAAUAUUUUACAUUCAGAUGCGUUGGAACUUGAAACUGGAUUGAUUUUUUUUUUCAUUUUCAAACCUCACCUGGAAACAGCCUGUUCCAAAGAUGAAAAAAAAAAACCCUCUUUU
Molecule: messenger RNA, 2786 nt
Organism: Pseudonaja textilis
Lineage: Eukaryota; Metazoa; Chordata; Lepidosauria; Squamata; Elapidae
Source: RefSeq, a predicted model, not a curated record